Messenger RNA from Coccidioides immitis RS, 4117 nucleotides. RefSeq names its product C2H2 finger domain-containing protein. NCBI's taxonomy places the organism in Eukaryota, Fungi, Ascomycota, Eurotiomycetes, Onygenales, Onygenaceae. Gene Ontology annotation, cellular component: chromatin. Gene Ontology annotation, molecular function: DNA-binding transcription factor activity, RNA polymerase II-specific; zinc ion binding; RNA polymerase II cis-regulatory region sequence-specific DNA binding. The transcript has 4 exons. The record is from RefSeq and is a predicted model, not a curated record. The coding region runs from base 356 to 2818 and encodes 820 amino acids. Gene Ontology annotation, biological process: regulation of transcription by RNA polymerase II; DNA-templated transcription.
CACGGCCGUCGACCCUCAACAACAUUUUACUGUUGUAUCAAUCCUCACCGACAACACCCGUCCUUUUCUCCUUAUUUCUUCUUUACUCAUUUGGUAUUUAUAUAUGCUAUUCUUUACUUCACAUGAAUCUCUGACUUCUUCACCCCGAUCAGCCCGUGGCCGGUCCCCCUUUUGAAUUUUGACUUCCCACUCAUUUUCCCCCGCGCAAGGAAUGAACAGUUUCGAAUCCAUACCUUCUUCAACAUCGUGCUCCUCCCAGUCACAGCGUGCGAGCGCAGACCAGUCGAUAAACCCUAUAGAACCUCCUAUAGCCAACUCCUUCGCGAGCUGAUCUGCGUUCUCACCCGCUGCUGAUAUGGCUCCUUCCACCGCGACCUCGGCGAAGAAGCCCGCCACCGCACCCGAGCGGAAAUACAAAUGUCAGUUCUGUAACCGUGCCUUUAGUCGGAGCGAACAUCGUAGUAGACAUGAACGUUCCCACACAAAAGAGCGCCCGUUCAAAUGUCUAAAGUGUCGAAGCACUUUCGUCCGACGAGACCUGCUGCUCCGCCAUGACCGCACAGUACAUGCAAAGGAUGGUGGCAUACCUUUAGUGGCAGAGGGUCGUCGGCGUGGACAGAAAGCGGCCAAUAAUGCUUCUAAUUCGAACUCCAAUUCGAAUUCCACUCCCGCAGCAGCACCAGCAGCAACGGCAGGGCCAUCAAAACCAUCAAUCACGAUAGAUCCCGCAGCCUUGGAGCAGAUUGAAGCGAGCAGCGAUGGCAUGGUUGAUCUGGAGACGGCAGCGAUGUUGAUGACUGAUUUCCAACACAAGGCAGCGGCCACGGUUUCCCAGGGUCUCGGGGGAGAGACUUCGGAUCCUGCAUACUCUCCUGAUCAUGGCGUGGUACUGGAACCGUCGGUGGGAUACCUACCAGGAAACGCAACUUUACCACAGAUGCCUUGGGAUUCCUUUAUGACACCCUCCGAAGUCAAGCCACACUCCAUGGUUCAGGAUUCAAAGCAUCGGUUUUCGGGCUCCCACAGUCAUCAAAGCCAACUCGCUUCCUCAAGCAAUGCAGCCUCAGAACCCUUAGCCCCAGCUUUGCAUUCUCUGGUCAGCUCGCUUCCGGUAUCCGGUAAUUCGACUCCAAACGCUCUUUCCCCUUAUCCUUCGAUGACUGGUCCCGUGUCUCCAGUAAAUUAUCGUCGGUCUCCAGGCCCAAGCCAGAUCUUGACUCAACCAAAGCCACCUCAGAUAUCGAGCGACGCAGAGCGAAACAUCAUUAUUGAACAUGUCAGGGCCAGCGAUGCGCUCGGGGCUCUACCUGAAACAUUCCAACUGCCAACCACCACAGCCAUGAAUCGGUAUCUGUCGACGUAUUUCAACAUGUACCAUCACCAUCUUCCUUUCUUACAUCAAGGUUCUUUCUCUCCAAAGGAUUCGUCGGCGCCGUUGCUCCUUGCUGUUCUAUCCAUAGGAGCCUUGUAUACGUUCGAAAAGGAGCCCGCUUUCAUGCUGCACAUCGGAUCCAAGGUGCUCGUUAACCAGUUCUUGCAACAUAAGGAAAACUUCGAUUCGAGGAAAUGCCCCCUAUGGGCCAUGCAAAGUACCUUGUUGAACAUGAUCUUCGAAAGCUGGAGCGGUGACCCCAAGGGACUUGAAUGGACAUGCUCGAUAAAGAGCUUGCUUGCCAAUAUGGUGGCGGGCAAUCGAUAUCAGCUGAAGCUUCGUAUGGAUGCACGAGGAGGCGCUCUUCCAACCCACGAUGAAUGGGUAGAAGACGAAGGUUGUCGUCGUACUUACUAUGCUGUUUACGUGUUUUUUGGCAUGUUGACACUUACCUUCAAUCACACACCAGCCAUGAGUUUCGACGAAUUCGAUACAUUGGAACUUCCUUCGUCGGAGUCGUUGUGGAAUCUCGAAAUAUCGGAUAAUUAUACAUGGCGACGUGCGCUGUCAGCUUAUCAUCCGGUGUCCUCACGAGAAGCGCAUGACAGCUUAUUCCGUGGUGAAACGGUUAGAUACAGCGCGUUUGCUACACGAAUUUUGAUAAAUGCGCUCUUCUUGGAGGUGUGGUAUCACAAACGCAGCAUCGAGGCGCUCCAAGAUGUGGUCAUGGGAUACAAGCUUCGGCUUGCUCUUGACACCUGGGAGAACUCGCUCGAUAUUUGCGAGCCAGAGACCAUCGUCGUUCCGGUCAGUACUCCACAGAAGGGUCAUCCACUGAUUUUCAACUCGAUGGCUGUUUAUCGUAACACGCGGGCCCGCCUGGAAGUCGACCUGAAAUCCAUCCAGGAAGCCCUUCGAUAUCAUUCUUCUUACGAAGUUGCCGCUGCCAUGACCGUCGCUCGUGAUAAGGUUAAGAGAUCCCAGGAAAUGAACAAGGUCAUCCAGCAAUGUUUUGAAUGCAUUGAAAUAGCUGCGAUUCAAGGCCUGAAUUGGGUUGCCACAGCUUCGGCAACAAACUGGAGUGUGGAACACCCAUUGUGCGGUAUGGAUUUGAUGGUUACACUGAGUCUCUGGCUGUACCGCCUGGAACAUGAUGAAGAACCGGCAAGUGAUGGUGAACUUGUGCUCUACAACAAGAUUCGAAAUCUGUUUAGCAACGAUUCAGUGGAGACUUACGGAUCUCAGCUCUGCUCGACCGUUGCGCGGGUGUGGGGUAACAUACUGGAUGGUGUAGUGGUGUGGGGUAUCACCAAACUCAUGGGAGAAGCAUUUAAGCUUCACGCUCAGGCAUUGGUUGGCUACGAAGACUCAACUAUGACAGUUUCCGAACAUCCAUUGGAGCCGAUGCCGACCAAAGGCCUCGCGAGCGUAGGAACCGCCUACUAAUUCGCAGCGAACCGCCGAUCGUGGCGUCGGAAUUGAUUUUCUUUUCACUGAUUUAUCCUCCCUCUCAUCUUCAAUAUAUACUGGCGGGGCUUUAAAGAGCGGCGUUUUAUGGGCUUUCGGUGCUUUGGGCGUGAAAUUCCUCUAGCAUUUGAGCAGCAUUAAUAUUUUUUUUUCUCCCUUUUCCUAUUGCAAGCAUUGUUACACGUCGUUUACGGUAUUUUCGUCGCCUCCGUUGAUGUCAUUGAGUUUCUGACGCGUUCGGGAUACCGGAAUUUGUGGAAAGGUUUCUGGGAAAGACUGGCACGGGAAGGCGGCACGGUGCUUUUCUGUCGGGAUGUUUUCCUCGUUUGCAACGCUUUCCUUUCCGCUGAGCAUCUGGGAUUUGAUUUCUCGCUCUCCUUAGCUUCUGCUGCUUUGUUGGUUCAUAAAAUCUGUUUCUUUCUCCUUUUCGUCUUCUUCACCUUUUUCUUCUUAAUAUGUCUUGAUUUGUUUUCUUACUGGUCCUUUGAAAGAGAGAGCACACAGGAGUCCGGUCUGGUUGCGUUGAUUGUGUUGAUGGGUUGUUAACAAGGGCAACACCCCUACACCAGCUGGUCCUGAGUGUUUCCUCGAAUCCUGGCUGCUUUUUAAAGCUCCCCCCGGACUGCUUAAUCUUUAGUGCUUCUUUUGCUUUUGAAUUCCUUUGCAUAAUGCCUUCUUCCACUCUGCUCACACGGGCCGAGUCAUUUGUCAAGAUUGCGUUUUGUUGCUGCUCUGCAUAUUAUUAGUUCUGCUUUUGUUUAUCCUCUUCAUUUUAGCGGCCUUAUUAUUCCGUCGAUCUAAUUCUGUUAAUUUCGCCUUUAUCGGGAUAUUUUGACAUCGUCACUCCUUCUUUUCCUGACGUCUUUACCUGUGCUAGUUUGACUUCUGAUCAUCGAGUGUUUAUUGUGUCGUUGUGAUUUUUGCAUUCUCUAGAUCCUGUUCGGUCGCCCGUUAGCACUCGAUACUUCUGAUUUCGCAGCUUAUAUCCCCUUCUGUUCCAGGGCUCUUCUUCGCUUAAUUCCGAUGCUGUCUGCCGAGCCCUAUUCUUAGUUUCGUGUCUAUACAUGCGUUUUUGAAUCGAACUUGCCUCUUUUUAUUUUUGUCUCUGUGAGUGUGUUUUUAACGCUUUUGUGUCUUUUUACGUGACUCUCCGCUGAUCUGCUUAAUCAAUUUGAUAGCGAACUCUUUUUUAAUCUUCUUUUCGUCCGCUUCUUGCAGUGUACAAUAUCGCCCAGGUUUCUCCGACGUUAUCGAGCAUGCUAUAGGGGUUUGGUUUCC